GUGAUUGCAGAAUCAGAGUCAUGCAGGCCAUCACACAGACCCAGAAACAUAAGCCAGAACCAUACAUGACACAUACACACGACUUCACACACCUACCGGCAGAACCAACUAAGACAGCCGCGCACGCCGCGGGCAAGCCGGAAUGAGAUGGGAAAAAAAUUGCGUAGCAGAGCGUGUUUCGCACUGCCACCCAUGCACAAACGUGCACAAACUCUGUGCACUCCAAACCCUACAAACCCCCUGCCGCCGCUCGAACAACAGAGCCCUCAUACCAUCGAGAACAAGGAUGAGCAACACAGGUGGUAUGAGGUGGCUGUGCUGAUGCCGGACAGGGCAAGGGCUGCCAGCAGCACGAUCACCUUGAUGCAGACGGACAGCACCAGCUUGUACCACACCAGACGGCGGCAGAAGCGCGCAAGGUUGAUGAGCGGCGGAAGGUCAUCCAGAGAGCCGUACCUGAGGCAGAACAAGACGGGUGCGUGUGCGCGGAUGUGUAUGUGCUUUGAAUGUGCAUUACAUACUUGAGAAUGUCGGCAGCCUCCACGGCAAGGUGCUGCACGAGUCCCGGGCCACCCAU
Vitrella brassicaformis is the source of this 577-nucleotide messenger RNA. The record is from the annotation of a GenBank genome assembly. Lineage: Eukaryota; Vitrellaceae.